This is a messenger RNA of Cherax quadricarinatus, 5744 nucleotides long. The record is from RefSeq and is a predicted model, not a curated record. NCBI's taxonomy places the organism in Eukaryota, Metazoa, Arthropoda, Malacostraca, Decapoda, Parastacidae.
CACUCGUAACCUUCACACACUCGUAACUACACACUCGUAACCUUCACACACUCGUAACCUUCACACACUCAUAACUACACACUCGUAACCAUCACACACUCGUAACCUUCACACACUCGUAACUACACACUCAUAACCUUCACACACACGUAACUACACACUCGUAACCAUCACACACUCGUAACCUUCACACACUCGUAACCUUCACACACUCGUAACUACACACUCGUAACCUUCACACACUCGUAACCUUCACACACUCGUAACCUUCACACACACGUAACUACACACUUGUAACCUUCACACACUCGUAACCUUCACACACACGUAACUACACACUCGUAACCUUCACACACUCGUAACCUUCACUCACACGUAACUACACACUCGUAACCUUCACACUCAAACCUUCACACACACAUCCUGGCACACCCAUACUCACAUCACUGCUGGUUGGUAUUAUUGCAUGAUGGCUAGAACAUUUCCUGUACACUGUUCCUGUACACUCUUGGCUUGCAACUUGAGCCUGUCCCUGGUAUUGUAACUCUUUGGCCCCUCUAGGGAGGUUCCUUGAUGCUGUUGAUGGGCUCUUGAUCCAAGAAGUUGGACCUGAUCAUUCCUUUAAUUGAACAUGAUUUCCUCCCAUUCCUACAGGUGCUGUGUGGCCCCCCUACAGGUUUAAUGCUUCCCCCCAUGAAUGUAAUAAUGAUGGAGCACUUUGGUGGGCAAAAAUGCAUCUUUGGGUAGGGUGACCCGAAAAAGAAGAAACACUUUCGUCAUCACUCACUCCAUCACUGUCUUGCCAGAAGCAUGCUGACACUACCGUUAGAAAAACUGCAAUAUAUCCACAUCCCAUCCUUCAGAGUGCAGGCAGUGUAUUUCCUGCCUCCACGACUUGUAUGUGAUAUACAGCCUCUACUCACUUAAUGACGGAGUUCCGUUCCUAAGACCUCAUCGGUAAACAAAUUCGUCGGUCCAUGGACACGGAUACAUCUUCUUGAGACCAAGAGAGAAUAUUUGUCAAAAACAAAAGCAAGACUUUAUGUAUCAACAAUGGUAACAAGACAGUAUAAGUCACCAAUAAAAGCAAGACAAUACAAAUCAACAAUGAAAACAAGACAACAUGCAUUAACAAUGUAACUGAGAUGAGUGAUCACCGAGAAGAUCGCGUGAAAAUGCAAUUUGAGGAAUAACUUAUAUAAAUUACACAACAGUCAUUCCUCAUAAUGGAAGGGCUACACAUUCCUUACCCUGGAAAAUUUCAUAAAGUGAGCCAGACGACUGCCGUUGGAACGCAGACCCUGAUACACCACCCUCCUAGUUUUUACGGACAUUACCACAUCCAAGAAAAUAAUGUAACUGUUAAAGAACCCAGUCAUCUGCUAGAUGGCGAUAAGCCGUACGAAUGUGAGAGAUGCGGUAAACGAUAUGCGCAGAAAAGUCAUCUCACCAGCCACAUACAAUGGCAUACCAAAGAGAAGAACUUUGAGUGUAAAAUAUGCGAUAAGAGAUUUAGUAUGGAAAGUCAUCUUAAUGGGCAUAUGCUAGAACACAGCAGGGAAAAAAAGUUUGAAUGCGAAGUUUGUGGUAAACGAUUCACAAUGGAAAACUAUCUGACAAGUCAUAUGCACGUACACAUCACUGAGAAGAAAUACGAAUGCGAAAUCUGUGACAAAAGGUUUGCAAUGCAAAAUCAUCUAAAUAGCCACAUGCUAGUACACUGCAUGGACAGAAAAUAUGAAUGCGAAAUAUGUAGAAAACGAUACACGCAGAGAAGCCAUCUGAACAGCCAUAUGUUAAAGCAUUGUAAAGAUAAAAAUCACGAAUGUUUAUUGUGCGGUAAACGAUAUAACAUGGAAAGCCAUCUUAAAAGCCAUAUGCUUGUUCAUAAUGAUGAGGACAAAAAGUUUGAGUGCGUGAUGUGUGGUAAGCGUUUUCACAUGGAAGUUCAACUGAACAGUCAUAUGGUCGUUCACAACGAGGAUAAAAAAUUUGAAUGUCCUCAGUGUGACAAACGAUUCCCCUUGGAGCUGCAUUUGAACAGUCACAUGCUUGUUCAUACCAGUGAGAAAAAGUUCGAGUGUCUGUUGUGUCAUAAACGAUUUACAAUGGAGAGUCACCUUGUAAGUCAUAUGCUGGUGCAUAACGAGAAGAGGUUCGAGUGUGAAGUAUGCGGGAAGAGAUUCAAUAUGGAAAGCCAUCUGAACAGCCAUAUCCUUGUUCAUACAGUAGAAAAAAACUUUGAAUGCGAGGUGUGCAACAAGCGCUUUGCAAUGGAAAACCAUCUAACAAGUCAUAUGCUUGUUCAUAGUGAAGAUAAAAAAUUUGGAUGUCAAAUUUGCAGCAAAAGAUUUAACAUGGAAUGCCACUUGACGAGCCAUAUGCUGGUGCACAACGAGGAUAGGAAGUUCGAAUGCGAAAUGUGCGGCAAGAGGUUCAACAUGGAGAGUCACCUCAAUAGCCACAUGCUCGUCCAUAACGAGAAAAAGUUUGAGUGUCCGCUAUGCACUAAACGAUUCAACAUGGAAAGUCACCUCCGAAGUCAUAUGCUCGUGCAUAACGAAAAAAAGUUUUCCUGCAUGUUGUGUGCCAAACGCUUUCACAUGGAGAGUCAUCUGAAUAGCCAUAUGUUAGUGCACAGUGAGGAUAAAAAUUUCGAGUGUACAGUUUGUGGUAAGAGAUUCAAUAUGGAAUGUCAUCUUAAUAGCCAUAUGUUAGUACACAGUGACGAAAAGAAAUUUGAAUGUGAAAUCUGUAGUAAAAGAUUCAAUAUGGAGAGUCACCUGAACAGUCACAUGCUAGUACAUAAUGAAAAAAAAUUUGAAUGCCCUCUGUGUAGCAAAAGAUUCAAUAUGGAAAGCCAUCUUAAUAGUCAUAUGCUUGUGCACAGUGAUAAGAAUUUUGAAUGUGAUGUUUGCGGUAAGCGUUUUAGUCAGAGCAGCCACCUAAUAGCCACAGAUUUAUGCACAGUGAAGAAAAGAAAUAUGAAUGUCAGGUGUGUAGGAAACGGUUCUCUCAGGAAAGCCAUCUCAGUAGCCACAUGUUUGUGCAUAACGAAGAGAAAAAAUUUGAAUGCGAUGAAUGUGGAAAACGAUUUGGCCAGGAAAUUCAUCUAAACAGCCAUAAAUUUACACACAGUGGGAAGAAAGCUGAGUACCAGCAAUGGGGAAAACAAAUGAUGCAGAAGAAUCAUAUAAAUACCCAUAAAUAUAUGAAUGAUGAUGAGAAAAAAUAUGCAUGUGAUGAAUGUGGGAAGAGGUUCAUCCAUGAGAACCAUCUGAUGACUCACAAAUUUGUGCACACAGAGGAAAAAAAAUUCGCAUGUGAGGUCUGCGGCAAGCGAUUUUCUCACGAGAGUUACCUUUGUAGCCAUAGGUACGUGCACAGUGAGAAGAGAUUUGAGUGCACACAUUGUGGAAAGCGAUUUACGCAGGAAAGCCAUCUUAACAGCCAUAGCUUUGUUCAUACAGAGAGGAGAGAGGCUGAAUUUGCAAAACAGAUACCAGUGCAGCAGAAGGACCAGAAUAGUCAUGUGGUAGUUCAAAAUGACAAGAAACCAUUCGAAUGUGAUGCAGACGGGAAACUACUAAUUCAACAAACAUAUCAGCCACCAUAUGCGUACGCUCAGUGGGAACAUGUCCGAACAUUGUGGUCUCUGUAAUUAACAUUGCGGAAGUUUUGCUAAAAGAUAUUUAUUUAGCAACAGUGUAGUGUUGUAUAAAAUUGUAUUGAAAAAUAUUUCUCAUUACAAAGAGAUCUAAUUGAUUCUUGAAACAUUUGAGAGUAAGAGCGAUGGCAUCAAAGAGGCAAUUGUGACGAUUGAACACUUAUUAUGGUGAAUAACUAAAGUGUAAUGAGCACUUGUCAAUGCUCAGUAAUAACCCACAUGGAGACAGAAACACGGGAAGUUAACUGAUCUGUAUACAGUGGACCCCCGCAUAACGAUUACCUCCGAAUGCGACCAAUUAUGUAAGUGUAUUUAUGUAAGUGCGUUUGUACGUGUAUGUUUGGGGGUCUGAAAUGGACUAAUCUACUUCACAAUAUUUCUUAUGGGAAUAAAUUCGGUCAGUACUGGCACCUGAACAUACUUCUGGAGGGAAAAAAUAUCGUUAACCGGGGGUCCACUGUAUUUCAACCUUCUUCUGGGAUCCUCUUCAGCAGAUGAAGAGGAUCCCAGAAGGGGGGGCCAAAAUAUGCAGAUCAGUCAACCUGUGUUUCUUUCUCCAUGCGGGUUAUUAGUGAACAUUCAUUGUGGUGUUUGACAGUGUAAACUUGCAUGGUUGUUCUUCAAUAAUUUAUCAAACUGGAGGAUAUUCAGAAUAUUAAUGUGGAAUAAACACUUAUUUAUGAUAAGAUAUUAGGUCUACUUUACUACUCUGUGUAGGUUUCUUGUAGUUGUGUGUGUGAUGUAUGUAAGCAGAAGAGUAACUGUUCACAUAUAAGGUCGGAUCAGGGAUAAAACUGAACUUGGUAGGAUGCUGUGUAAGCAAAUUAUUUUCACACACGUAAAUAACAAAAAAGGCACAAUACCGUGACUGGAACAAUACACAAAUAACCUGCACAUAAAAGAGAGAAGCUUAUGACGACAUUUCGGUCCGACUUGGACCAUUGAAAAAGUCAAUGGUCCAAGCUUCUCUCUUUUAUGUGCGAGUUAUUUGUACACACACGUAUAUUUGUGUCACUGAAACAACAGCAUAGCCUGUCAAGGACCAGGAACUUGCCUCUUUGUUUUACAGUAUUUGUACAACAGAUUAUCCAAUUUCUUUUGCCUUCCCAGGGACACCCAGGUCAUCCUUAAAUUUAUAAAUAUAGCAUUGUAGAUUUAUUUUAUUACUAUGUCAACAUGAUUUCCUGCCCUGUCUUCAUAAUUGCAAAAUUUAUAUACAGCCGAGCAUCAGAAUAAUAAACAUUCCAGUGUGUAAUGACUACCCUGGCAGCCUGAUAAAUACUACAUAACUACAGACAUCUCUCUUAUAAACCUCCUCCAAACGGUGCAAUUUUUUUGUAAUUGACAUUGGAAAAGCACAUCUGAAAUUUAAGAGCUUGUGGAAAGGCCUUCAUAGUACAUGCUAUUUAAUUUUCGAGUCACUUUUUCAAGUGUAUUUACAAAAAAAAAAAAUUACUAUACAGAGAAGGUUUUUAAGAGAGCUAACUGUAUUUUCCUAUUCAGCUACUGCAGGAGAAGCAUUGACCAAUUGAUAGGAAAACUUAAAUAGUACAAUAACAAAAUUUGACGUAGUUUAGCCAUAACUAUAGCAAAAGAUAGACACUUUUAUGCCUUAAUUUAAAUUUUGUUAUAUUUUAUGAAAAUCAGUAUACAGAUAAUAUACAAAAUUAUUUGUAUAAAUCCCAUGUACAGUACCUUAUUUAUCUCCCUAAACUGUCCAGUGUAUUGCAGUAAAUAAGAACUAAAGUACCAUCGUGUAAAUAAACAAGGUUUUAAAGAAUAUCGGACCAUAAUACUGUGUUAGGUAAAUGACACAUGCAACUAAUGUGACAUUUUUAUUGUGGCAGCGUUUUGCUCUCCAGGAGCUUGGCAGAACGUUGCCACAAUAAAACGUCAAAUUAGUUGCACUUGGUUCCUUUUACCUAACAUAUUGUCGAUAAUUCUACCAACAUUAUUACACAAUACUGUGGCUGGAACAGAUCACCAAAAACCCAUUUUUGGGAGAGGAAUUUUAUGAUACUGUUUUGGUUCAUUCUGGACCAAAACUUCGUUGAUACCUUUGAUGAGUUCCAAGAGU